AGUUAUGUUACACUGUCGGUACAUUAACUCUGCAAUAGCGCGAUGGAGAAGUUACGGUCUUGUCAGAUACGGUUUUCUGAGUACUUGGAGAAGAAGAAUGUUGUUACUGAUUUCCUAAGCGUAUGUGAAACACGUUCAGGUAUCAGUAAACUGUAUUUAGCAUAUGGAGUGAUUGCGUUUUUGACGCUGUACUUAGUCAUUGGUUAUGGGACGGAUAUACUUACUCUGCUUGUUGGUGCUUUGUACCCAGCAUAUCAAUCAGUUAAAGCCAUAGAAACUCACGAGAAAGAAGACGAUACGAAAUGGCUAACCUACUGGGUUGUUUUUGCUUCUGUUCAACUUUUCGAAGCCUGUACAGCAAUGAUGGUCUACUACCUACCGUUAUAUCCCAUAAUAAAAUGUGCCUUCCUAAUUUAUUGCAUGAUUCCUAUCUCACAAAAUGGAUCCUUGCUUAUUUAUCGACGCUUGAUUCGACCGUUCGUUCUUGAGCAUUCGGAAGAUAUCGAUUCAGUGUUAAACAGUACAGCUGGUAUUGCUGGGAACCUAGUGGAAGACGGUACGUUUAAUUCCUUUUUUUCUCUUUUGAGUUUCAAGUCUUGUUAUACAGCCUUAAUACUUAUUAUUAAGUGUGACACUCAGUAACCGGGUUGUAACCUACUUGAAAUGUUACAUAACAUUGUUCAACCGAAACUAGCUGAUCGAUAUAAAUAUCCUACUUACAGAGGGUAACGGAUUUAAGUCACCUUUCAUCUAUAAAGUUUUAUAGUUUCAUAUGAUUGACUCUCAAACCUUAAUGCAACUCAAUACCUGUUCUAUUCAGAGUAAUAGUCGGUUACUAUCACUGAAUGUAUGAAUGGCUGAGUCAUAACCGAUAAGAACUUAUGCAUACGGUUAAUUAAAUAUAUUUAUAUCUGAUUGCUUUUGUUCAGUUUAAAUCAAUCGCCUAUAGAUAUGACACUAAUUUUUCUGAAGUCGGCGUUUUAUUUCACAAAGGUCCUAAUGUUACUAAGAUAAUAACCUUUCUUAAGUUAUGAUUUAUUUUCACUCAAAUUUUAGAAUUUUCCAUAUCAAGGAUAAAGAUCCAUUAUUUGAAUGAACUGUGACUCAUUUGGUGAGCAACCUAAAUAUAAAAGUUUUGUAAUGCCCUCUACCUGCCAAGACUUGGAAAGAUAUGACUACCAGCUGGCGCAAAAUCUAGUCUAAAUUUUCAUUAUACCUUUAUUUGUCAGAUUUUUUAACCUCCAUAAUAAAUUAUUUACGGUCAAAUUAAAGUCGAUUUUAUGAAAUUAACUGGAUUAUUUUGUUGCAACUUGAAUCCAUCUUUGGUCAUUCAAGUUGGCAUCAUCGUGAUUUCAUGCGCUGCUCCAUUCCGAAGUUUCGUGAGAUUCAUCGAAUCAUUUAAUAGCGCACGUAUAGUGUAAAUGCAAUUUAUUUUUUACCAAGUUUAGGUCGAUGUAUUUGUCUUUCAACGGGACAUUUUUGUUUGUGAAAACCAAUCAUAACAUCCGGAUUUACGAAAUAAAGUGGAUGAGAUGGGAUACGCUUUUGUUAUGACAUCGGUAAAGUACUAGCUAGAAUUAUAUGAUGUGACUUUCAGACUUGUAUUUUGAUCACACUUACUGCCUCGAGACCAACUCCCUAAUAUUUCAAAUUUAAUUCCUGACCUUAGUAAUCCCUAAGAACAAGAUAUUGUGCUUGGUCGUUCUUAUUAUGAUUGGUACUAAAUUGUUUCUAUUGGUUCACCACUCAUCUUGUUAAUUUUAUCUCGUGCUAACAUGGUAUGAAAACUUAGGUCCCAAGCUUUAAGUUGAUCCUAACCUGCUGAUAUGAGUAUAUGCGAUAGCCUGAGGUUCAGCUCAAGAUUCAACUUUCUUUUCAAAUUGACUUAACUUUUAAUCCACUCCUUGUUUUACCAUCUAAUCGUUGUGUUCAUCAACUUCACAAUCCGUUUGUAAUUAAGACUUUUAUUUAGUUACUAUAAAAAACCUAUCGUCUUGUGAAUACCUUCAGUUUGUUUAACAUAUCUGGGAAUAUGUAUGUUUAUUUUUUUCUUUUCUUUCCAGUCGUUCACAAAUCAGUUGAGAAACUAUAACACCAAGGUAUUUUUCCUCGAAGGUUUUUUUAAACAGUAAAUCUUUCUAGCGUUACGUCUCCUGAUCAACAACUGUUUACGAUUGCUGCCACCCAUUCAAGCCAAACUUAUCUUAAAUGAUAUAACGUGGUGUGUUUGUGAUUCAUUUUCAGAUUUUCCUAUCCUAUGUACAAUUCCACGAGAUCUAUUCAUAUAAGUAUCACAACAUUUUCUCCCAUAUACAUUUAUACAACAAUUACAAGAGUAGAAGAAAGUACCCUCACUCAUUCUGUUUAUUGUAAAGAAAAGUGUGCAUAAUUUUAUUUAUCCUUUUUUUUCAGUCCCUCUUUUUGGUUUGGUUUUGAUUUAGACUUAUCCAUUUUAAGAGAAUUAUAUUGUUCGCUAUUUUGUAAUUGGUUAAUGUUGAUGAUUUUAACCCAUAUCAUAUGUAUUUCAUUUGUGAAUACACUUAUUUCUUUUCUUG
Molecule: messenger RNA, 2555 nt
Organism: Schistosoma bovis
Lineage: Eukaryota; Metazoa; Platyhelminthes; Trematoda; Strigeidida; Schistosomatidae
Source: the annotation of a GenBank genome assembly